AUGACAGCUCCUGUUAGUGGUGGUUGUAGUGGUAGGAAAAAGUCUGUUGUUUGGGGUCACUUUGAAAAAGUAAAGAUAGGUGAGGGUGAUACUAGUAAAACUAAGGCUAUCUGUAAUUAUUGUCAAAAAUCUUAUAAUGCUGAUAGUAAGAGUUGUGUUACUAGUAAUUUGUUAGCUUAUGUGCCAAUAUGUUCCAAGAACCCUAAUAAAGAAGAUCUAGUUAAAGGGCAGAAAACAUUAGCUUUUGUACCCAAAAAGGAUGGAGAAGACGGAUUCCAUCUUGUGUCAACAUCCUUUUCUAUUGAGGCUUCUAGAAAGGUAUUGGCCGAAAUGGUUAUAAUUGAUGAGUUGCCUUUUAGGUAUGUUGGAGGGUAUGGGUUUAAGAAAUUUGUAAGUACCUUACAACCUAAGCUUAGAUUAAAGGAUAUCCCAUCUCGUCAAAUUGUGGCUAGGGAUGUGAUUGACAUUUAUAAUAGUGAGAGAGAGAAGCUAAGGAAAUCCUUGAAGGGUUGUAGGGUGUGUCUCACUACGGACACAUGGACUUCUAUUCAAAAUUUAAAUUAUAUGUGUCUGACAUGUCACUUUAUUGAUGAUGCUUGGAAAUUGCAUAAGAGAAUUUUAAAUUUUUGUCAAGUUGAAGACCACAAGGGGGAGACUAUAGGUAGAAAGAUUGAGAUGUCAUUGCGUGAGUGGGGUAUUGAUGGGAUAUUCACCUUGACAGUGGAUAAUGCUAGCUCAAAUUUAACAACAAUUAAAUUUUUGCAAAGGGUGACUAAAGAUUGGAAUAGGGCAGUUUUAGGAAAUGAGUACAUGUACAUGAGGUGUUGUGCUCAUAGCCUAAAUCUCAUUGUGGGGGAGGGUUUGAAAGAGAUAGAUGCAUCUGUUGCUAAGGUGCAUGAAGUUGUGAGGUAUGUGAAGUCCUCACCCAAUAGAAGUCAAACUUUUAGGAGUUUUAUGGAGAGGUUAGGUAUGGAGUCAAAGAGUCUUCUUAGUCUAGAUGUACCUACUAGGUGGAACUCGACCUAUAUCACGUUAGAAACUGCUGAAAAAUUUAAGAAAGUGUUCGUUCGAAUAGAUUUUGAAGAUGAUGGUUAUUCGCCGUACUUUAGGACCAAGGAAGAUAGUGGUGGUUUGGGGUCUCCGUGUAUGACUGAUUUCCAAAAUUGUAGGGCAUUUGUGACUUUCUUAAGGAGAGUAUUUCCAAUUUAG
Messenger RNA from Quercus robur (English oak), 1209 nucleotides. RefSeq names its product zinc finger BED domain-containing protein RICESLEEPER 2-like. The record is from RefSeq and is a predicted model, not a curated record. The transcript has 2 exons. NCBI's taxonomy places the organism in Eukaryota, Viridiplantae, Streptophyta, Magnoliopsida, Fagales, Fagaceae. The coding region runs from base 1 to 1209 and encodes 402 amino acids. Gene Ontology annotation, molecular function: DNA binding.